AUUUGUAGUCGAGGAGUUGUUCGAUCGUUGUAAGCAUGUAAGGUUAGGGUCAGAAGCGGUCUGUUUACGGCUGCAAGUUUUGAUCACGGUUUCGACAAUUAUUCGAAGACGUUUGGAUAGUAUAGAAUGUCGAAUAUACGAUGGUCUUUCGGUGGUGCCCCUACAGCUUUGAGGUUAGGCGUAAAAAAGAAAUGGUUUCGACUUCAAAUCGUGGUCAAGUCGUUAUUUUACAAUCAUUUUUUGGACUGGGGUUACGUAUGCGACGUUCUGAUGGAACCGAUGUUCUGGUUUGUUGAUAAUUUCGCUGGGUGGCUUGGUCCGUUGUUCGUAGUAAUGGUGACCUUGUUGACUGCAUCCAUCGUCGCAAUUGCCUAUUGGAUAGGGCUGCCCUAUUGGUGGGAUAAGAGUCCAGCGAUGACUGUAGUAUUGAUAUUAAUAGGGAAUUGGUUACUACUAAACGUCAGCUUCCACUACUACAUGGGCGUCGCUGUUCCUGCCGGGUACCCUCCCAAAGGAGAACUCAUUCCAGAGGCUGUCAGUAUUUGCAAAAAGUGUAUCAAGCCGAAACCACCAAGAACACAUCAUUGCUCGGUAUGCAAUAAAUGUGUUCUUAAGAUGGACCAUCAUUGCCCGUGGCUGAAUAACUGCGUCGGACACUACAAUCACAGGCAUUUCUUUCAAUACAUGGUCUUCACAGUUGUUGGAAUUUUAUUCAUUAUGAUAUUUGGAGUAGAGAUUGCCUAUCAAGAAUUCUUUCCAGAACAGGAUCCCGAUUUGGAAGGGCAUCCUGUACGGAUAAAUAAUUCUCUCAUCAUUCCAGUGACGGAAAGUCUGGAACAUUUGAGUCAAGAAGAGCUUGAUGAAAUCGCCCGACAGGCUGCCGUAACGCAAAUGAAAGAUUGGAAACGAAAAGCAAUAAUUUACGCCGCAAUGAUAAGUCUGGGCACAUUUGGAGCAUUAGGAGCUCUGGCCUGGUGGCAUUCAGGCCUAAUUACGAGGGGAGAAACAAGCAUUGAAGCUCGAAUAAAUAAAACAGAGUCGGAAAAGUAUAAAGCCAAAGGUUGGGUGUAUCAGAACCCGUACGAUUUUGGACCUAGAGAGAAUUGGAGAAUAUUCCUAGGGCUGAAUGGAAGUUGGUGGCACAUUCUUUUCCCAUCGACACACGGGCCCUAUGGAGAUGGCCUUACAUGGAACUCAAUUCACGAUGCAAAACUGUCAUGACAAACUCAGUUUUAUCACAUUGCUGUAUCACUCGAGAAUAAUCAUUUAGUUUUUUGACUACUUUAUUAAAAUUCGCUUAAUAAUCUAGUCAAAAUUUGUAGUAUUGUCGUUGAGAUCACAGGACUAAUAUUCAAUAGCUAAAAUCAGUUAUAAAACAGCAAGUUUUAAUGAUGCAAAUAUUCGCGUCCAAGUCUAACUUUAGACUGUUACAUGUUCUCCAAGUUUUAGUUUUUAGUCAGACAAAAUUAACGCACCAAGUUGUUAUUUUUACAUAUUUUUACUCGUCAUUACGAACGUUGGUGACCCAAUAAAUAUACGUGUAUAAAAAUUUUCUAUGCUGCUUCGCAAAUAUGCUUUACUAAUUUAUAAUGAUAUCAUAUUGUAAAUGCGCGAGAGUGUUACAUUUAAUUAUUAUAGUUUGAUAUGUGCAAUACUCAAUCGCAUGUUACAAAUGCUGGCGUAGCUAUCGGAGGACUAAUAAAAUUCAAAUAUUCGAAGAAUUUGAAGUAGGUACUAUUAUGAGAAAUGGAUUUCUCUUUUGAGGUAUUCUUUUUGUUACUACUGUUACCAUCAUCGAAUCAGAUCUAAGCUUUGAUCGCUCUUAGGUUGUAUCAAUUGUCGAUUUAACUACUUCAUUCGUACAAUCACAAUAAUUAUACAUUGCUGUGUGCUAACGACAUCCAUUUGUAAUCUAUAAAGUACAUUAUCAAUCUA
Neodiprion fabricii is the source of this 1935-nucleotide messenger RNA. Its product is annotated as palmitoyltransferase ZDHHC16B. The transcript is spliced from 6 exons. Lineage: Eukaryota; Metazoa; Arthropoda; Insecta; Hymenoptera; Diprionidae. The coding region runs from base 127 to 1221 and encodes 364 amino acids. Gene Ontology annotation, biological process: protein palmitoylation. Gene Ontology annotation, molecular function: palmitoyltransferase activity. Gene Ontology annotation, cellular component: Golgi apparatus. The record is from RefSeq and is a predicted model, not a curated record.